This is a messenger RNA of Medioppia subpectinata, 762 nucleotides long. NCBI's taxonomy places the organism in Eukaryota, Metazoa, Arthropoda, Arachnida, Sarcoptiformes, Oppiidae. The record is from the annotation of a GenBank genome assembly.
UAUGACGUGAAGACAGAACACGGGGCACAACUGUCCCGUAAAGAGGAGGGCGAUGGACACGGAUCAGUCAGAGGCAGCUAUGGUUACAGAGAUGAUAAAGGCAUUGAACGACGAGUUGAUUAUGUGGCAGACAAGGGAGGCUUUAGAGCUGUGGUCAAAACAAAUGAGCCUGGUACUGCCAAGAAAUUGCUUUCCAAUGAGACCUCAGCAGUUCCUCAAUGGGCAGCACCACAGCUUCCACCUCAACCUCAACCUCAACCACAAAUACAAUCUCUAGACACAAGAGAGGUCAGAGGUUUAAGUAGCAACAAUUCAACUUUUUAUCGAGGUUACGCACCGCCGGGUGGUUAUAACAUUCCCCCUCAACCAUAUGUGAUGAAUAACUAUGGAUAUAAUGGACACAAUUAUGUGCCAAAUAAUGGAUAUGGAGGUAAUGGAUAUGGAAAUAAUGGCGGCUAUGGAGUUCCUGGGAUUAAACCAGGGCUCACUGUAGUGGAUGUGUUGGCUUUUGUGAUUCGAGGACCCAAUUCAUUGGAAGGCAAAUACGUUUACAUCAGAAUAGUUUUCAAAGAAUCACAAAUCGGCCGAAAAUGUUUUGGAUAUUUGGAUACAAGUAAUAUAAAAGUAGAUAACGUAAUGCUAUUGGUGGCCGACUUGGAUCAGGAAAAGCUAGUCGGCUGUUUUGCUGUCCCAUCCGGUUGUUUCGAUACGUUCAGAGCCAUCGCAACCACUAUAUGUCACGGCAUUGCUUUUGUCGCCUAA